Messenger RNA from Purpureocillium takamizusanense, 3028 nucleotides. RefSeq lists its product as uncharacterized. The transcript has 2 exons. The record is from RefSeq and is a predicted model, not a curated record. Lineage: Eukaryota; Fungi; Ascomycota; Sordariomycetes; Hypocreales; Ophiocordycipitaceae. Gene Ontology annotation, molecular function: protein dimerization activity. Bases 1331 to 2500 code for a protein of 389 amino acids.
CAUCCGUCCAUCCAUCCGUUGUUGCCAUCUGCCCAGCCCAGCCCAAGGGGCUGUCGAUUCUCUACCGCUUACUUGAGCCAUUGUACAGUACUGCAGAUUGUGCGUACUUGUCAGGCCCCAGCGUGUACCGUAUACAAGAAGCAGCAACCCCAAGGAAAGACCACCAUCUGGUCUCGACUCCCCUGGCACCUUCCUCAACCCAUACGUUCAAUUAUCUCUUCUCCUACAACGGCCACCACGACCGUACCCUAUUCCUUAUUUCUCCUCCUCUUUCUCUACCUCCCCUAUUAGCCCCUUUGCGCGACCGCCCUAUAUCGCCGACCUUGCAACGCCCUCGACGCUCGCUCGACGCUACUCACGAUCCUCCCGUUGGGACGCCUGCGCUGCCGACCAACCCUCUCCGAGCCGACCGUUGCGCAAGUUCCACUUACACCGGCCGCCUGCUAUCUCGUCGCCUGGUCGCCGCCACCUGCGUGUGGUGUGUAUGGUGUGUGUGUGUGUGUGUGUGUGGUGUGCUACGUGCCCAAAGCGCCGCCGCCCACUCGAGCCCAUCCCGUCCAUCCGUCGCCUUCACGGGCCGGGUCCGCAAUCAACCGACAGAGAGCGCCUUUUGGAUAAGACCUAACCAAGGAAACACGAUACGCGACAGCCGGGGCAUCAAUCGCCGCCAUACAAAAAUCAACAAGCCCGUGUUUCGCUUGGCUCUGCCUUGUCUAGCCUCACCCCAGCUCGUGUGAGUCGUCCGGCGUGACCGCGACCCGCCCGCCGCCGCCGCAGUGCAGCGCCGGAUCGCCAUCGAAGCGCAUCAGCCCCAGCCCACCCGCGCCCACCCACCCGGAACAGCACAGCAAGCACCGCACAGCGAAGCGCAGCGCAGCACUCAAAGGUCCCCCUCGCCUCGCCUCGCCUCGCCUCGCCGCAGACCGCACGCACGCACGUAGGUACGCACACCCGGACGCCGCCUAUCCGUCCGUGGCCCCGUCCUGCUACCCCCGGCUGCCCGGGCCCUCAUCGAAAGAAACCUUUACCAGGUAGCUAGUCAGUACCUGCGGCACGGCCCCCCCGCCAGUCGUUGGGACGGCCCAUCAAAAAAAAAAAAUAUCGCGUGUCUCGUCACUUACACGCCUGCCGGCCACGGCACUGCUAUACCCGGACAGGCGACUGCCUGCGUGGCUCGCCGUCCUCGGUACUUGGCCGCGUGUCCCGACUCCCCGGACCUCCAGGCUCAGCAAAUCGCAGCGUGCAAGCUACUGCAUGCCGUGACCUCCUUUAACCCAGCUGAGCCGCUGCUGCCGAAGCCAAGAGGCCUUUUUAACCCAUCAGUCCCGCCAUGCCUCGCCCUGCCCUACCCCCUACCCCUGGUUCUUCCACCGAUAUCAAGGGCAAGGACGGCGUUCAACAGCUAUCAUCCUUACACCUUUCCUUUGAGCUCCCACCACCCGCCCUACACGAUGGUGCUCGCGUCUCGCCCACAGAUGCGAAGCACACGACCUCUACUACACAGCCUGCCUACGCACCGCCCUUGAGCUCUCCCCCGGGCCCGUAUCCUCUACAGGCCGCCGAGACGGUUAAAUCCCGCCGAAGGUCCUCCACCGCCAAGGAGACCAAAGAUACGUCAUUCGCCCUACCGCCCCCGCCGACCAGGUCGAGGAAGAUCAUCCAGAUGAAGCCUCGCGCCCAGGAAGAGGCCGCCGAGGGCCCCUCCGCCAAGGACUCUGGCAGGUCAAGCAGCAAAGGCGCCGCCAACGCCGCCAAGUCCACUGGCCCCGGCCCCACGACGGAAAAGGGCAAGAAGAAGCAGCCGAGCGCCACGAGCGCCGCCGGUCGCAAGAUUGCGAGGAAGACGGCGCACAGUCUCAUCGAGAGGAGGCGACGCAGCAAGAUGAACGAGGAGUUCGCCGUCCUCAAGAGCAUGAUUCCGGCUUGCACGGGCGAGAUGCACAAGCUGGCCAUUUUACAGGCUUCAAUCGACUACGUCCGAUACCUCGAGGACUGCGUGUCCAAGCUCAAGGCCCAGCACGGUGAGGCGCAGAAUCGCGCCGAGUCGUCGCACAACCCGCUCCCGCCCAUCCGCGAGUUCCACCCGACGUUCCACGAGGAUCCCGCGGGGGACGUUGACAUGACAGACUCGGACACGGCGUCGCCCCGAUUCGCAGCCCACCCGGAGCGUUCCCACCAGUCGUCCGUCUCACCGGCCCUGCAGGCGCAGGACUCGCGCCACCGCCAGCACUCGUACUCGUCCGUCUCGACGGACCAGCGCCACUACAGCUACAGUGCGUCCGCCGGGGCGUCUCCCGCCUUCGGGCCUCAACAGAACGGCCUCUAUUCCCACGGCAACAUGUCGGCCUCGGGAUCGACAUUGACGAGCCCCGCCCUGAACCCCCAGAGCGACCUCGAUCAGGAGGCGACGGCGGCCUUGUUGAUGCUCAACAACGACAGGCGGGGCGCAGCAAACGCCAGUGGACGUGGCCUGUCCGUGCGCGACCUGCUCAGCACGUGAGGCGCUGGCUGACACGAUGUGACAGACGACUGCCCCCCUUGGAGCAGCCGCGACGUGAUCGUGGUCUGUGACCUCGCGCUUUCGCCCAGGCCGCGUCCUUGUAGCACGCCGGACCCCCUGGCAGGCCACGGCUAGGAGGUCAACGCGGCACUUGCCACCACGAUUUCUUUGCGAUGCGGAGACGAGGCGAUGAAACGAUUCUUCCUACAUAGACCAGGGUGAUGCUGUGUGUUUGCUUGAAUAACUUUGGCGAGUCUUUUCUUUUUUUUCUGUACUGUGCGCGGCGCGAGAAUAUCUUGGUUGACUCAUGUGGCGUUUGGCUGUUUGUUUGCGAACAUGUCGCUGCGGCGCGAGGGUUGGGAUGGGUGGUUGCUUGGACCUGAAUGCGAGGCUUCAAUGUUUGUGCUGCAUGAUGCCUAAAGCGUUAUCAAAAUGUAGACAGAUGGCGUGGCAGUCGUGGCCCAAGGGGCAAAAAUGGCGCCUUGUGUAAUCAGCUGUGCUUGGUAUAUACACGUAACAUUCUAUCUC